Caenorhabditis remanei is the source of this 597-nucleotide messenger RNA. RefSeq lists its product as uncharacterized. The record is from RefSeq and is a predicted model, not a curated record. The transcript has a single exon. Bases 1 to 597 code for a protein of 198 amino acids. Lineage: Eukaryota; Metazoa; Nematoda; Chromadorea; Rhabditida; Rhabditidae.
AUGUCAAAGCCGAGAACAUCAAUCUCGCCGUCGAGGAAAUCCUGCCGUGCUCCCGGUGCAGUGAUCGUUUUCACGACAGCUCAAGGUUCGUCUGUCACAACUGUGACAAAACUGCGAAGAGGACAGUCAGCCCAAAAAUCCAAGAAGUUGAAUGAUUUGUUGAAGCAGCUUGUGGGAAAGGAGACGGAUUCUCUGUUAAGAAUUCAAUGCCAAUCGAGGACGAACCUGUUCGACAAGGAAUUCGAAAAGUUGUUCACAAAAGUGCUGAAGUACAUCUCGAGGGCGCUUCAUUUGUUCCAAAGGAUCGAUGAAGUUGACGUCAUCUCCUUGUUUUCUUCGGAGUGUGACCGGAAUAUGGAUCGAAAACUCUGUCAAAUCGAUUAUAUCACGAUGAUUACGCUGAAAUUUCUCAAUGGAAAUGAGUUGAUUGGCUAUUAUCACCGAAAUCAUGAAAGUGGAGUAACAAAAGGAAUCCUCCAGGAAUUCAACAAUUUUGAAGAGGAAAAUAAAGACGGAAAGUUCGAUAAUGUUGCAAUCUCAGCCCCCUCCACCACCUCCAUUUAUCCCAGCUCUCUGUAUAUAAAUAUAUAUAAAUAA